This is a messenger RNA of Daphnia pulicaria, 451 nucleotides long. RefSeq lists its product as uncharacterized. The transcript is spliced from 4 exons. The record is from RefSeq and is a predicted model, not a curated record. NCBI's taxonomy places the organism in Eukaryota, Metazoa, Arthropoda, Branchiopoda, Diplostraca, Daphniidae. Bases 4 to 315 code for a protein of 103 amino acids.
GAGAUGCAUUGGGAACCUAUCGAAGAAACUUCAAAUGGGAUUUUGUACAGCGAAAUGCUGAACGAAUAUUUCAUAGACGAGAAAGAUAAAAGAAGUCCUGUUGAAAUCCGUGCCGUGAUUGACCACCAUAUGGCUAUUAUUCAUUCAGCUAUGGAAGCUGAUGCUGAACUACAGAGGAUGGAGGAUUUCGAAAUGAAUUCACCAGAAUACAUCAAUAGCAGCAGUGGCCGUUGGGCUGUGAUUACUGAGAACACACUUACCAAUGAAUUUGUCAAAUUUCAAAAACAGCAGCAGGAGCCGUUGGCUGACAACUAAGAACACAUUUUACAUGAAAUCGACAGGCCCUACAUCUAUAACAGAUGAAAUCUGAUGAAAAAGACAGAAGCAGUUGCCGUUGGGCUGUCAAAGAAGAACACAUUUUGAGUUAGAAUCAAAAAUUUUUCAAGACCAC